AUGCUGAUGAUCGAGCCUUCCGCUACCGCUGCCGUCCGUUUCUCCGCCGCAAACUUCGAUUCCUCCACCCGCCUCUACACUAAUUCUGCCACCUUCUCCCUCUCCCGGAGUUUGAGCGAUAAUUCAGGUGGAAGAAGGGUAAAAUGUGGUAAUUGUAUAAGAGCAACUGCAAAGGAACAUUCCAGCUCGGGUUCGGGGUUCGAGAAGCAGAAUGGGAAUUCACAGAAGUAUCAUCCGUUUGAGGAAAUUGCGGAGUCGGAGUUAUUAGAGAAUGAGGAAGCCACUCUAUCGCCUGCUGAAACUACUAGAACCAUUAUUGAGGUAAAUAGCAAAGCAAUGAUGAUGUUUUCAGGUUUCGUGAGUGAUGAAAUUCAUGAAAACGUAUUCUGGUCAGAUUUACCUUAUGUAACUGAUGAACAUGGAAAUAUAUACUUUCAAGUGAAGAAUGAUGAAGAUAUUUUGCAAACUUUAUCUACCGAGGAAAACAUUGUGCAAGUUAUUAUUGGACUGGAUACUGCUGAGAUGAUUAGUGAGGUUGAGUUGCUAGGUCAUUCAGAAAUUGAUUUUGGCAUUGAUGAGUUAGAUGAUGAAGAUAGUGAUUUCCGUGAUGAAGAGGAUGAUGACACUGAAAACGAUAACUAUGGAAAGGACUGGGUCGGUGUUCUUGAUGAAGAAGAAGAUCUAGAUGAGGACUCCGAUGGAUCCAUAGGGGACUGGGCUAAAUUGGAGACUAUGCGAUCUUCUCAUCCAAUGGAUUUUGCCAAAAAGCUAGUUGAGGUUGUGUCUGAUAAUCCAGUCAAAUAUAUGGAGCAGCCUUCUUCUGGUCUUGCUAUACAAGGCCUCCUAAGACCUAUGUUUAUUGAAGAGCACUCUGUCAUCCAGAAGCAUAAAUCUAGUGGUGUUGAUACUAAUUACAUUUCCGAAGAACAAAUUCAAGAAGCCAUUAUUCAGAUCAACGGUCACAAACCCGAAAAUGAGACUAUGCAAGGUAGCCCAAGUUUGGCAGAGGAAUCGGAGAAGGAUGAAAUGCUCGGAAAUGGAACUUUAUUUUACAAGCUGGAGAUGAUUAAAAUUCAGUUAGUUUCAUCACAUGGACAUCCGAAUUUUGUUGAUAUAGAAGAUUUUAUGAAAGCUCAACCUGACGCAAUAGUCCAUUCAGCUGCAAAAAUUAUAUCUCGUGUCAAAUCUGGUGGAGAAAAGACCAUACAAGCUCUCAAAUCUCUGUGCUGGAGAUGCAAGGGUAUUCAUGUGGAGGAGGUGGUUCUUGUAAGUGUAGACAGCCUAGGUUUUGACUUAAGAAUUUGCUCUGGAACACAAGUACAAACAUUGCGUUUUGCAUUUAAGAAGAGGGCCUCUUCGGAGUAUAGCGCUGAAAGACAGUUGAAUGAUCUACUAUCCCACUGCAGCAGAUGCCUGCUUCUUAGGCACAGGCCGGCCGGGAAACAUGGACCAAGGCCAGCGAUUGGUGCCCCCACAGCAGAUGCCCCAAGAGCUGUUGGUGAAGGGCGACUCUGGAGGGCGAAGGGGAGGCUCACAGCAGCGGCAGCGUCGCGACUGCCACUGCGACGCCGGCAGUCGCGACGCCGCUGUGGAGGAGUUUGGUUGCUAGACGGGAGGGAGGGGGUGGAGAUGAGGGCGAAGGGGAGGCUCACAGCAGCGGCAGUGUCGCGACUGCCAUUGCGACGCCGGCAGUCGCGACGCCGCUGUGGAGGAGUUUGGUUGCUAGACGGGAGGGAGGGGGUGGAGAUGAGGUCGAAGGGGAGGCUCACAGCAGCUGCGGCCUGCCGCAUCUUCCGCCAGAGCCCUAAUAUUCUUCUGCAUUCUCCGCCGCCGGGCGACCGACAGAUCGAUCAUACAAAAGCCAUGAUUAUCCCAGAGAAGAACCGGAGAGAGAUCUCAAAAUACCUCUUCCAAGAGGGUGUAUGCUAUGCGAAGAAGGAUUUCAACCUCGCCAAGCACCCGGAAAUCGAUGUACCUAACUUGCAGGUGAUUAAGCUGAUGCAGAGCUUUAAGUCUAAGGAAUACGUGCGGGAGACUUUUGCCUGGAUGCAUUACUAUUGCCCCUCGGUCGACCCAUGGGAGGCCCACCAGGCGACCGCCCACGUGGACCACCCAGAUUCGAGGGUGACAGGCCAAGGUUUGGAGAUAGGGAUGGGUACAGGGGUGGGCCAAGAGGACCACCUGGUGAAUUUGGUGGUGAGAAGAGUGGAGCUCCGGCUGACUACCAGCCUGCUUUCAGGGGUUCCGGCGGAAGACCUGGAUUUGGACGAGGAUCUGGCAGCUUUGGUGGAGCACCCCCAAGUUAGAACUUGUCCUAGGAAUGUGAAGGACUGGAAGUUAAGAACAGUUCCUUUUUGGUUGAUGAUGUAUUUGAAUCAUCGUGCAUCAAGUGUAGUGAUUCAGCAAAUGGAGUUAGAGAUGUAG
Molecule: messenger RNA, 2424 nt
Organism: Fraxinus pennsylvanica
Lineage: Eukaryota; Viridiplantae; Streptophyta; Magnoliopsida; Lamiales; Oleaceae
Source: the annotation of a GenBank genome assembly